AUGGAGCAGCCAUCAGAACAAGUCCAGUCUGAAUUAGACAGUUUCCGAGAGAAAUGGCGUGCUGAAGUCUCGGCACGGAACAAGAAGGCAUCAGCAGACUCUCAAGCAAGCACAUUAAAGGCUUCAUCGGUAGCAUCAUCAUCAUCAUCCGCGGGGCCCUCUCGGAGACAAUAUGACCAAAAUCAAAAGAGACUGCCAACGCGCGAUGAUGUCGCCCAUCAUCAUGACGCCGAAGACGAGCAUGUCCGCACCAUGGCCUUUGACGAUGAUCCCGCCAAAGGCAAGACUGUGCAGUCGUCUCUUGAGCAUGCCCCAGCGGCGGACAAGGAGCCAGAGACGGCCCUGGAGUUCUAUGAAAAGGCCGUCGACAAGGAGACCUCGGGCAAGCUGGGCGACAGUCUUCACCUCUACCGCCAGGCCUAUCGUCUGGACAACCGCGUCGACCGGACCUAUCGUGAGAAGCACUUUCCUGGUGUCUGGAAGAAGAAGCAGCAGCAGCAACCGUCAGCUGGAGCAGCAACACAUUCCGUUGGCGGUGAUACUACCAAUCCCUCCAACGCCGCCGCCACGGUGCCCAACACGGCCCACCAUUCACAAGAAAGCGCCCCCGUCUCAUUAUCACUGCCAGACCUCCUUGCCAGCUUUGCCGGGCUGAGUCUACAGGGUGCACCUCCGGCCGUGGAAGGCAUGCCGCCGCCCCCGUGCCCCAUAUCCGAGCUGCCCGAUGAAAUUCUGGUGCAUAUACUGCGUGAUGUUGCCGUUUUAGACGUUGCCGACUUUGUCCGGCUCUCCCUCGUCUGUAAACAAUUUGCCUACCUCGUGGCCACCGAGAACCAGGUUUGGCGGCGGGUCUGUCUAGGGUCCGAGUUUGGCUUUGGCGGCAUGGUCUAUCACUGGCAACGCGGCAUCGCGUGGGAGGAGCUCGACCCGCAGCUGGAACUGGCCGAAGAGGACAUCUUUUCCAUGGCCGAGCUCUCCCAGCGGCGCGCCGAGGAUGCCGAGAGCACCACGCACGAGCUCUAUGACGCCGGCGUCUACCCUUCUUGGCAGCGCAUGUUUCGCCAGCGGCCGCGGAUCCGAUUCAACGGCUGCUACAUUAGCACCGUCAACUACAUCCGCACCGGUCUGGCCUCGAGCAACCACAUUACCUGGAACAGCCCCGUGCACAUUGUGACCUAUUACCGCUACCUGCGCUUCUUCCGCGACGGCACCGUCAUUAGCCUGUUGACCACCAACGAACCCGUCGACGUGGUGCAUCAUCUGACCAAGGCCCACGUGCGCCAGCACGAAAACAAGGCCGCCUCUCAUUUACCUUCAUCCAUCAUGUCCAAUGCGCUCAAGGGCCGGUGGCGGCUCUCGUCGUCGAUUGACAACCCCGACAUCCCUCUGGCCGCGGCCGAAGGCGACCUCUUUGUCGAGACCGAGGGCGCCCACCCAAAGUACACCUACCGCAUGGAGCUCAGCAUGAAAAGUGCCGGCAAGACCAAGAACAACAAAUUGACAUGGAAAGCGUUUGGUCUAUACAAUAAAUUGACUGAUGACUGGGGAGACUUCAAUCUGAAGAACGACAAGCCAUUUUAUUUCAGUCGUGUCAAGAGCUACGGCGUCACAGGCGAGUAG
Molecule: messenger RNA, 1620 nt
Organism: Pestalotiopsis fici W106-1
Lineage: Eukaryota; Fungi; Ascomycota; Sordariomycetes; Amphisphaeriales; Sporocadaceae
Exons: 1
Coding region: 1-1620 (539 amino acids)
Biological process (GO): SCF-dependent proteasomal ubiquitin-dependent protein catabolic process
Cellular component (GO): SCF ubiquitin ligase complex
Molecular function (GO): protein binding
Source: RefSeq, a predicted model, not a curated record